Messenger RNA from Morchella importuna, 915 nucleotides. RefSeq lists its product as uncharacterized. The record is from RefSeq and is a predicted model, not a curated record. The transcript has a single exon. Gene Ontology annotation, molecular function: oxidoreductase activity. Bases 1 to 915 code for a protein of 304 amino acids. Lineage: Eukaryota; Fungi; Ascomycota; Pezizomycetes; Pezizales; Morchellaceae.
AUGAGCACUGUAACCCAAACCCAAACCUCCACCUCCACCUCUACGCCUACCCCUACUGUCGCAACAGAACCCACCUACCCUCCCUACGGCGACGUCCCCGCAGCCCUCAACUACCAGGGCCCCAUCACCACCGACGGCGCGCCCCCCUUCUUAUUCGUCGAACCCCGCGCCACCGGCCCCCAAAAAAACUACAUCGACAUCCCACACACCGUCACCAUCCACGACCUCCGCGGCCUCGAGGCCGACUUCAACCUCGACAAGCAGGCCUUCCAGCCCGUCCUUGACGUCCCCUCCACCGAAAAGGAGUUCACCGAUGACGCCAAGAUCGAGCGCGAGUACUACCCAGAGAUCAAGGACAUCCUGAAGAAGCAUGUCCCCGGCCUCGAGGAGGUCGUCAUCUUCGACCACACCAUCCGGCGCAAGGGGCCCACGGCCACGCGGCCGCCCGUCAUGAGGGUCCACAUUGACCAGAGCGUGCCCGCGUCGUACCAGCGCAUCCGGCAGCAUCUGCCCGCCGAGCGCGCAGAGGAGAUCAUUUCCGCGGGCACCCGCGUGCGCAUCAUCAAUGUGUGGCGCCCGAUUGGCGGGCCGGUCGUCGAUACGCCGCUUGCGUUUGCCGACAGCAGGAGCGUGGAGGAGGAGGAUGUGGUGCCGGUGAGACACAUCCUUCCAAACCGCGAGGGCAGCACGCUGGGGGUGAAGUUCAGGGAGGGGCAGAAGUGGUGGUAUUGGAGCGGCAUGAGGGAUGAGGAGGUGGUGCUGCUCAAGUGUUUUGAUACCGAUACGGUUGUGGGUGGCGGGGUGGAGGGGCGGAGGGGCAGGACGCCGCAUACGGCGUUUGUGCAUCCGGGGACGCCGGUGGAGAAGAAGGGGACUAGAGAGAGCAUUGAGGUGAGAUGUUUGGUGAUUGGAUAG